Messenger RNA from Leptonychotes weddellii (Weddell seal), 3000 nucleotides. RefSeq names its product developing brain homeobox 2 (gene DBX2). Gene Ontology annotation, biological process: regulation of transcription by RNA polymerase II. The record is from RefSeq and is a predicted model, not a curated record. Lineage: Eukaryota; Metazoa; Chordata; Mammalia; Carnivora; Phocidae. Gene Ontology annotation, molecular function: DNA-binding transcription factor activity, RNA polymerase II-specific; DNA binding.
AUGCUCCCCAGCGCCGUGGCGGCCCACGCCGGCGCGUACUGGGACGUGGUAGCGUCCUCCGCGCUCCUCAACUUCCCCACAGCGCCGGGCUUUGGCAACUUGGGCAAGAGUUUCCUGAUCGAGAACUUGCUGCGGGCUGGGGGCGCCCCGCCGCACGGGCUGCAGCCACCCGCGCACCACGGCUCGGCGUCGGCUCUAGUCGCCACGGCCGCCGGCGCGCAGGUCCGGCCCCUGCCGGCCAGCCCCGUUCCCCUCAAGCUGUGCCCUGCGGCGGAACAAGUCAGCCCCGGCGGCGCGCCAUACGGCACGCGUUGGGCUUUUCAAGUGCUCAGCCCCUCGGCGGACGGCGCCAGGCUGCCCGGCCGGGCUCCGGCGGACCGGGACUGUACCUUCCAGCCUUCAGCCCCAGCAUCUUCCAAACCUUUUUUCCUGACUGCCCCUCCAUUCUACUCGGCAUGCUGUGGUGGGUCCUGUCGGCGCCCUGCAUCCCCCACUGCUUUUGCAAGAGAAGAGAGUGUGCUGCCUCUCUUGACGCAGGACUCUAACUCCAAAGCUCGGAGGGGUAUUUUAAGAAGAGCUGUUUUUUCUGAGGAUCAGAGAAAGGCUCUGGAGAAAAUGUUUCAGAAGCAGAAAUAUAUCAGCAAAACAGACCGAAAGAAACUUGCCCUCAGCUUGGGACUAAAGGAAUCACAGGUGAAAAUUUGGUUUCAGAACAGAAGAAUGAAGUGGCGGAAUUCCAAAGAGAAGGAAGUGCUUUCCAACAGGUGUGUCCAGGAAGUAGGCCUUCAAGAGGAUCCCCUCUCAAGGUCUGCUCUGGGACUCCCUUCUCCGUGUCCCUCACUCUGGGAAGUCUCCCAGCAGCACUCGAGUCCAAGAUGGAGGGAGAAUUCGCCAGAACCUUCAGAAAGACUCAUCCAACAGAGUUCAGGGGCAGCGGUCCCAGAAGCAAAGUCACAGCAGGGUGCCUUGUAUUUGUGUUCGGAAGAUGCUGGAGACAAGGGUGUACUUACUGGGGCAGUCUGAAUGGAAGCCUUCCUCUACGUUAAUUUAAAAAGAUGCUUAACUAAUAACAUUUGGACUCUAAAACCAGCUAGCUUGUGCCUCAUCAGUGCCUAAAAAGUAAUACCUUUGGAGUGAUGCAUGAACUAAUGCUUUAGGAAACCCUCUCAAUUGCUCUCUUGUUUGGCUCCCAGACUCAGGCUUAAUUUGUAAGUGGAGUAGAAUCUCCCAGAAAGUACGAAGGAACUGAAAAGAAUGAGAGUUAUAGUUGGCUCAGUCCCUGCUCUGAGUAUGUGUGUAUAUAUGUGUGUGUCUCUACGUGUGUGUAUAUAUAUAUAUAAAUACUCAUUGAAAUACAUUAGUAGGAAUUAGUUCCUCUUUAAAUAUUGCACCAAGCAAAUUCAUUUCCUUUUAUAUUAGGAAAAACCAACUAUUGACCGAAUGUUAUUAAUUUUCUGAAAAUAAUGUAAAAUUUGGAUUUUGGUCCAACGUGUUUUUUAAAAGUUCCUAUUUUCUGAUUUCUUUCAGUCUCCAGCUAUAAAUGAACUUAACAACUCAGCUCAGCUACCCUAAUCGAAUGAGCCACUGUUAGAUACAUACCCUGAAAGUCCUUAUUUAAAAGUAAUCCAACAAGAAAACUAGAAGAAUUUCUGAAUGAAACUAUUAGGACCCUUAAUUUUCCAAGUGUCUGGACUUCAUCAGGACAUCAUUGAGGGAGGUACCCGUUUAACUAAUGAUUAUCUUUUGAUCUCUUCUCUGUAAGGAUGGGCCUUAAUCAAGGUUUGCAAAAUGAAAUGCCUUUAAGGGCCUGUCAGUAAAUAACGGGCGUGGCCCACCUAAAAAUAUUUGAGUUUAAUAAUUUUAAAAGUAUUGUGUUGGGCAAAUGAAACAUCUCUGCCAAGCAGUUUGUGACCUCCGGCCAAGACUUAAAGAAGUGUCACAGUUCCUAAAAUGUUCCCAACUGGACUUCAAAACACAAUACUGUUGGAACUGGUAGUGGAUUUCUGUUUGCACUUCUAGUUAUAGACUCAAUUUUCCACUUAGGUGGUAUACACUAUAUAUAUUGGGUUAUUUUUAUGUAUUAACAAGCACCACACAGAUGUUUUGUGUGUUUUGUUGUUCCUGAAAUAGUAGUGAUAUAAAAUUGCAUUUCUGGUAACGAUUUGCUUAAUCUAGAAAUUUUUAUUCCAGGUCCAAGAAAAAAUUAUGUUUCACUUUGAAGGAAAUGAGGCAGAAAAAGGAAAUAAUGUGGUUUUGAACUAGGUUAUUAUUAAUCUGUGGACAAGAAACAUUAUUAGAAGUUCAUGGUGUGGAAUUUUGUUAGACAGCUGCGUAAAGAGAGUGGCUUCUAAUUUGCUUACAUUCCUAGUUAUAGACUUUGAGGCUUUAGCGUUUAAAGAAGGUAAUAUCUCAGAAGACAACAGUUUUAGUCAGCAUCAGGUAAUGAUUUUGUCUGAACAUGAUUUGAAUUGGGGUAUGCUAGCCUGUGUCUUGAUCACGAGAUGUUUUACUUAAAAGUCCUCUCGGAAAAAGCUUGUCUCAGUGUCUGUGGGAAAGAGGAGCAGGGAUCUGCUGACAACAAUUUAAAAUUUAAAACCUGUCUUAAAAUGAUUUAUAGUAUUGGGUUUUUUUUUCUUGGUAGAAUGUUAACCUCACCUACAUUUAUUGGGUCUUUUCUAUGCACGAGAGACUGUGCUAAGCCUUUAGGGUGAGUUAAAUCAUGGCAGUCCUCAUGACAGUAGCCCUAGGAGGUAGGCACUGUUACUGUCAGGGUUCUGUUACCCAGACGAGGGCGAAAGGCCCUUGUCAGGGUGGUGGCCCAAGGUCAUGAGGUUAAUAAAUGGGAUUUGGACCCUGGCCAUCAAGUUUCAAAUCUUGAAAUCAUACCAACCAUAUGGGGGUGCAUACCGCUGUAGAAUGUAUUCACCAGCUAUGGGAUGCAUUGUAAGACAUACGUUUUGGGGAUUGCGGUAAGAUUUAUUAAAGAAAUUCAGAAGCAUA